This is a messenger RNA of Phytophthora nicotianae INRA-310, 5525 nucleotides long. RefSeq lists its product as hypothetical. NCBI's taxonomy places the organism in Eukaryota, Oomycota, Peronosporomycetes, Peronosporales, Peronosporaceae. The record is from RefSeq and is a predicted model, not a curated record. The coding region runs from base 26 to 4561 and encodes 1511 amino acids. The transcript has 6 exons.
CAAUAUUCUCCAUUAGAGGUGCACCAUGGCGUCGGUGGAGGCACACCGCGACCUGGUAGUCGAUGGGGACGUGACGCAGGCGCUGGACAUGUGUCGUCGGCUACUACGCACCGAGAGCAGCCUACAACGCGUGGAGACGGCGCAUCUGGUGCUUGAGCGACUGCGUAGUGGCGCCGACGACUCGAGUGACGAUGUGAACGUGCUGUUGCGGCUUUUGGGCAAUUAUGUGGCGCCCACACGCGAGCUGACGGAGGAGAUCCUGUCGCUUCUGCUAUUCUGCGACCACCGCGUACUGCUAAUCCACCACUUGCCCAAGUUAACAUAUCAGUCGAAGGAGUGCGUACAGUUGGUGGUACAGGCUUAUUUGGAGCUGCUGGCCACCGAUCGAUCAUUGCUGGUGCCUGUGCUUGGAUCAUUGGCGGAGAUGCCGCUGGAUAACAGCGAGAAGAACGCAGUCGUGGAAGCGACACAGUCGCUGCUGGAUGCGGCGGUGGAGGAGGACAUCCCUGCAGUAGUGCAGAGCUUAUUGUCGAUGGUUACCAAGUCGUCGGCUCCCAAGGCGCUCGCUCGAUUACGAACAGAGUGCAACCGCAUCCAAUCAGGGACACUGUCGCUCACGAUGGAAGUUAUCGGACGCUUUGCCACUGCUGGAUCUGUGGCACUCACGGCGCUGCUUCGCUUGGUCAAACAUGCCGAGCCAUUGACGACGUUCGAUAUUGUUUUGUUGACGUUUGUCAUGGGAAAAUCUGCGGAGAAUGAGUUGGCUGUAAGGACAACGACGUCUGUAGCACAAAGUGGUCGAGUUCAUGGUCGGAUGAUGCGUGAAACUGCUGCGAUGCUUGUGAGACCAGAGUGGGAGUACUUACUCCCGUCCUUUGUCCGCUUUUGCAGCUGCCUUCUCGCGGUGUGCUUUCGUUCGUCAACCCAGCCAGCGAUGGCUUUGAAUCUGAUUGCCAGCUCUGUUGAUUCUCUAAUUGUUCUUGUCGAGACCAAGAGCAGUGUGCAGGAAGAGGCCUUGAUUCUCUUAUUGACUAUUGCCAGUCAACCGAAGAAAUUGCUGCUGCUUGGUAACGCUGACUCUGUGCAGCGUACUCGCAGUGCUCUGUGCUGGAAUGUCGCCGAGGUGAUUGCAUUGCGGUUUUCGGAGCUUGCGCGGAGGAAUGCUGGUGCACUGGCAUCAUCCUCUCACUUGUUCCUCGACCAUCUACAUGGAAUUGCUUCUGCUUCAACAGAGUCCGAAGUUGAUGGAAAAUAUCCGUCACAUAUCCUUGAUCUUCUCUGUUCGACUAUGGCGCUGCUGACGAAGAAAGAGCGAGGAAUAUAUUCCCUACUCAUGAUCACCAUUCAAAAGCAACUAGUGUCUCGGGCGGGAGCUUCAGCGUUGGCUCACGACCAGCAAUUUAGACUUCAACGCGGUCGAUCCAGUGCAGUUGAGAUCAAGCAGCUCAUGGCUGUUUUCCUGACUGGACAUUUGCUUAAAAACCAAGUUGUUGUGGAGUCUCGAGACCGGAAAUCGUUAGCGAACUGGAUGUUGCGUCUGUUAACUUCUGCGAAUCGUGACGAGACGCUGUUGCAUGUAAUGCGCUUUGUACGAGACGAGAUGAAUCGGACACGCGAAGUAUCUGCGUUGGAACAAGAGCGCGCUUUGUUAACCUCCGCCAUCUCUCAGGUAUUUCGGAAGAAGGGGUUAUCGUGGACACCGCGCGACCAGGUACUUCAACAAACACAAGAUGGCAAUGACUUUGUCAUAGCAUAUGAAGAUCCCUGUGUUGAUAAAGGAGAACUGACGACUUCUCUGGUUGUGGAUGCCACUGAGUUCGUAAUUAAAAUGCGAUUUGGCACUCCUUCACCUGCAUUCGAAGCCAUGAAUACUCACGAGCGUGACACAACAAGGAGACUGACGGAACAGGAUUAUCUGAUGAAAAUCUGCCUUCUCCGAGAACUUUUCCAUUGUUAUUUGGAGUUUGCGCCUCCAGCCGAACAAACCGAAAUCGUGGAUGCUGCGUUUGUGUUUCCCUCGGCUUAUAGUCUGGUACUGGAUGUCGAAACGUGUGGAUCAGUUGGGCCUUCAGCCUUGAACAACGUUAUCUGGAAUCUUGUCUGUGCUCUAGACAUAGCAGUGACAUCGACAAACUUUGCUGCUGAGCAGUACACGUUAACGAUCGCAAACUCGAAGCCGAAACACGAGUGUAUGGUGCAGUAUUCGCGGAUAUCGACUCGAUUGCGUAUCUGCUUAAAGCUACGUGACCAAUUGGGGCAGAUUUUAGCACAGCAAAAGCGUAAUAUUCAAGAUCGCUUAGAUCAUCUCAGCGACACGUCUAGUUCACGUUCUGAAUUGCGGAAACCUGAGCUCGAAUGGCUGCUGAUGGAGGUUUUAAUCGUCGAGGAAAUGUUUAGUGGGCAGCUUCGUCGAGUGCAAGGAGAACUCCCACGGGCCUCGUUAUUCGGCUUGGACUUUCGUGUGAGCUGUCUGGUUUUUGAGGGACACUGGAGAAGGUUUUUGGAUCCACCACUGUCGCUGUCGUCUGAGCUGCAGUUGCUGCAAGUAUUUGGUCGGCACUUACAGUCUGAUGCUGUGACUUCUUCGAGCUUGGAGUGCGACGUCGUGUCGAGUACAGGUGGGAACCAAAGACUGCUAGUCUCAAAGAGUGAAGGACGCCGGACAGUUAAGUGGUUAUGCCACCGCGCGGUAGAGCUGAGCCGCACAAUCAGCAAUGAGGAGUAUGAUCAGGAUAGUGUUAUGGACGAAGACUUUGAGGCUGACUCCACAGAAACAGCAGCUGCUAAUACUGCGACCAGAAAUCUGAUGGCGCACUGCCUGGCGUGUAUCUACGACGCCUUCAUCGUCAUAUUAGAAGAGUGUCGUAUCGCCUCUGCAGCGGGGGACUCCAGUUGGACGGACCAAAUGCUGAAACUUCUUGCCGUUGGUGCCAGCCCCGACGACGAUUUGUCUAGCUGCACCAACUCUCAUGGGUAUAACGAAAUAUUCUUUCGAUUCUUGGCACGGCAGUGCCUUGAAUUGACGGAUCCGACACUUGCGUGUCUGGUUACUGAUGCAUUGAUGUCUCUUGUGCUGAACACAAGAAAGAGCCCUUUGGUUAGUCAACUUUGUCUUGCUCUGCUGCAUCAAACGUUCCCGUCACUCCCGACUCCAAACCAGUUUGAAAGUGACAUUGGGAAAUUCUUCAACGGGCUACCGUUAAGGUCUCUGCCGAACGCUGUCGUGUCACCGAGCAAUGGUCGUAUGUGUUCGCUGGCGAAGUAUCACUGCGCUUUGAAAUGGCGCCAUAUUGCGUACCUAGUGGUUGGGUCCUGGGCAUACGCGACCUCAGCAUCAGCAGGGUCAUUCCUGCUGGCCCAGUAUCUCGAGGAAAUGCGUGUUCUCAUCGAUGCUGCAGUACCACAUCAGGAUAAAAGAAACCGCAAGAAACACACAGCAAGAAGUGACGAUGAAUCCGAUGAUGAUUUGGAAGAAAAGCGCCGUCAGGAUGAACUCGCUGUGGUUAUGGACGGAAAGCACAUCGUGCUGAAAAGCCUGACACACGAGUCAUUGCCAUAUUUCGUUGAGGCAGUUAUGCUAUGUGCCAUUGCUUCGUUGCAUCGAGCAGCACCGAGGAAACCGAGUUCACAAGGCAUUAGUGAUUUAAAUCCCUUCUCGGAUUACUGCCGGGCGAUGCACGUACUUGAAAGUGUUCUACGAGUAUUCGCGCAGGCUGAAAUGUGCGGAUUUAAUCUACCGGUGAAAACAAACUUGUUGGUACUGCGAGGAGGAACGUUUGCUACACGGACUGCUAAGUCGAUCAUAGCGAAGUGUAUUGCCUGGCGCGUCGAGCAAAGUGUGACUGACAACACCGGCGCACUAAAACAUUUGAGUGUACUAUUUGGUGCUGCCGAUGCGAUGGCAGCAACAAUGGAAACAGUAACAUCGGCCUUCCAGGAGCGAGUGAUGCUUAAAAUGCAGUACAAUGGAAACAGUCGUCGAAAAGGAGGGUGGACCAACGAGUUGCUGGCCAAAGCAUACGGGAAAAAGUACAAUACACGCCGGUGGAUCUCAAAGUCCGAGGCGAAACUGCUGCCGUUCUUUUCUCACGGUAUUCAGGAACUUCAGGACUUCUUGCAAGAUCAAAGUGCGGUGAAUAACAUCGCAUUGGAAACAGCAAAGAUCGACUGGGAGUCUGCGGAAAGUAUUUGGAGCGACUACGAGCAUCGAGAUGUGAUGCUGAGCGACGACAAACUCGUCUCUGCGUGUCGGACUCUCCAGGCAAAGGAGCUCACAGCUGCACUUCUCAAAGAUUGGCGUCCUGCUCUGUCGAUGGACAAUGAUGACGAUGAGACCGAUCUCGAGGACGACGAGGAACUAGAGGAACUUGAUGAGGACUCGCUGUCUGAAGAAGAGGACGAUGGCGCUGAUGGGUUUGUUGUCAAGUCUUACGCACCGAAUGGCAAGGUUGUAACAGGAAGAAAAAAGUCUGCGGUGGGACUGCAGGACAACGAGGACCUGGGAUUUCCGACCAUUGUCGUCAACUUCAAAAAGCAAAAGAAGACGCACAAGAGCUCGUGAUGUUAGUAUUCGAGCCUUCUCUACUCGUCCCACCGUAAACUAUCCGAGUUUCGACAGUUUUUGCUUUUGACGCGAGCGGAAGAUAUCGUGAGCGGGUCGCUUGCUGACCACUCCAGACGCGCCGUCAUCGUCGCCAAGCGCACUAUUCUUUUCAGCUUCAGCAGCUUGUUGCUGAAGCUGUUGUUGGUGCUGAAGUGCUAGUUGCUGUUGCAUCUGCUGCUGUUGUUGUUGCGCCAUCUGCUCAAUGCGCGAACGAGGAGGGAAAUCCACUAGCAGCAUGGCGCGGAAGAUGUGUUCCACAUCAGCGAUCGGCCCGUUCCAGGGCAGAUUCAACGGCAACAUCCCUGCAAACUCCUUCAAGAAAUCAGGCAACGGAGGACCAGGAAUUUGCCUGCACACACACAUAACGUCAGUAUUUAACCUACACGAACACUAGCAAUUAGCCAAAAGAUGGCGCACCUGUCCAUGUCAAUAUUGAAUCCUCCUGCGCCUCCCAUUCCUUCUCCAUCGUCAUCAUCACGAUUGGCUCCAGAGGACCCACCUCGGGACGACGAACGAUACAUGUCGAGGAAAUUCUGAUCACAACUCGUCGGCGGCCGCAAGUCCAGGAAUGAAUACCGGUGGGCAAUACUCAGUAGUCCUUUCAUCUCCACGAAUGGUUCAUCCGGGAACGCCAUGGCCCGCCGAGCUUCCACCUUUGCAACAGUGGCGAGAUCACCACCGCUGGCUACCAUUGUGUGCUCGAACUCAACGUAUCGGUCCCAAAUCGGGCGUGAUACCUCCGACGGCAUGACCGACAACACCUUCUCGAACAAGGACCGCAUAUCUGUAGAGUUUAAAGUCAUUGUCAGGUUUCAAUCCGGCUCACACAACACACUUUGAAGCACUUACUGUUGUCAUCAUUAAGAUGGCCGAGGAAGUCAAGGUAGCACAACACGUAGGCAGGCUCCUGAAUACAUUUCUU